AUGACGGACCAGUUGGCGGAGGGCAUGGGCCAGCUCCACGUUAGUGGCCACGGGAAAAAGAAGCGGGCGAGAGCUUUCCACACCGACUUGAUGGAACAGCGCCCCACCUACCCCGGGGCCGCCAGCGACCCUAACCAGGCGAUGCCGGCGCCUAUCGACCUGACAGCGUACCCCGCCCACUCCCCGUUGGCGCCACCCUACCAACAAUCACCUAUACCCCAAAUUGGCAACACUACCGGACCAGCGCCACCAGCGCAAGGUCUGUUUGUCCCCGUCCAGGAAGCGGCGCUGGCCCAUCUUUCGGUGCAAGAGUUCAGAGAUGUCAACCACCGCGAGUACAUGGCGUUGGAGGAGUACACUGAUCCCACCACCGGCGAGCCUGUCCAGGCACAACGGCAGUUUCUUACGUUUGCCAAUGUCGCUCCCCCUGACGCCACUACUCAGUAUUUAGCCGUCGACCAAGGGACGGCGCUGGCGAAAUUUAUGCGCCUGACAAUGUACUACGUCCCUGAAACUGAACAAUUACGGGCGGCGACUAAGCUUCCGUUGGCGGUGACGAUUCGUCCGUUCGCGCCGUUGCUGGAGGUUGAGCUGCCCGUCCCCGUCGUCGAUAUGCGCCGCAUCGACCACCCUCUGGAUGACCCCUUGGACAACGGCCCCAUCCGGUGUCGCCGUUGUCGGGCCUACGUCAACCCGCUGAUGCAGUUUUCCCAACUGGCGUCGUUUACGUGUAACAUUUGCCAGUUCCCCAAUAACAGAGUGCCCGACGACUACCACGCCAUGCUCGAUGUCCACAACCAACGCAUCGACAAGUUCGUGCGGCCCGAGCUUCAUCGCGGGGUGUACGAUCUCCUUGUGCCCAAAGAGUACCAUGCCGGCUUUGACGCCGAGGUUAAGGACCGCCACGGCCAACCAGUGGACGUGCCGCCGCCCCAGCUCCACCAGGUGUUCCUUGUCGACGUGUCGGAGGCGCUGAUCCGCCAGGGACUCCCGCAAGUGGUGGCUGACGCCAUUAGAGCCGCGGUGUUUGGUGCUGGUGACGACCCUAUCCCCGGUAAAGUGGCGCUCAUGACAUUUGACAAAAAGAUCCAUUUCUAUAACGUCGAUGCCACCGCCGAUACUACGGAAGAAGCUAUUGUGGUUGACCUCGACGACCCUUCCGUACCCUUUUACCAAGGAUUAUUCGGCGAUGCCACCGAGCUGAGAGACGCCAUCAACGAUGCGUUGGCAGCAAUCGAGCAAAUCGGCUACGCCCACGACGUCAUGCCUGACGCCGAACCGUGUUUCGCUUCUGCGCUUAAGGCGGCGCUGAUGGCCCUUGCGCUCAUGGGUGGCGGUAAGAUCACCGCCGUGCUUUCAGCUCUCUCCUCAUGGGGUCCCGGUGCCCUCAAGUUCAAAGACAACCGCAAUGUCGGCCGCAACACGUCCGAUACCGACCAAAAAGUGUACUUGCCCGACAACGACUACUGGCUUGGGUUGUCAAAGCAGUUCCGCAAGGAUCUGGUGGGGCUCGACGUGCACGUGGUGGCACCGGCGGCGGUGGACUUAUCGCAUGUGGGGUGGCUCGCUGCCUCCACCGGUGGUACUAUAUCGCGGGUUACUCACUUUAGCUCUGACCACGAUGCCCGCGCCCUUGCUGCUCGCAUCCACUCGUCGGUUCGCAAGGUCCGCGGCACUCAGGGCCAGCUCAAGUUGCGUUGUUCCAAUGGGCUUCAAGUGACCCAAUACUAUAGUGGCUACAUUCCGGGCGGUGCCAACAUGCACACCGCCAGUUCGGAUCCUAAGCUUCCAGCCAUCAGCGAAGACUUUACCAUGACGGUGCUUCUCGAAUAUGAUGGCAAGCUCUCGACCAAGUACGACUGUCACUUUCAAGCAGCAUUGCUUUACACCGACCCCGAGGGUGUGCGUAAAGUGAGAGUGAUCAACUUAGUUUUGGCAGUGACUGAGCGACUCGAAGAGGCGUUUAAUUUUGCCGACGAAAACGCGGUGGUGACGACAAUUGCUCGCGACUGCUUGUCAUUCGUGGGCAAACAACCCCUCAUCGAAUUGCGUGAACUGAUUAACUUAAAGCUUGUGGAGGUAUUCACCCAGUACCGCGCGAUGCUGGAGUACGGCAGCAACCGCAACCGCACUCUUUCCACCCAGUUACUCUUCCCCGAUUCCAUCAAGCACUUGCCGCAAUUCCUUUUAUCCCUCAUCAAGACUCGGGCCCUCCGGGCGCUGACAUCACUUCUGGUGGAUAGCCGCCUUGGUGAUGUCUACACCAUGCUUAACAUGCCCAUCGAACGGCUCAUGUACCACUUGUACCCAGCACUUGUCGAGAUCCACAGUCUUGCCGAUGAAGACGGUACCACCAACGAAACCGGGUGUGUACGUUUGCCGAAGUUCAAGGACUUGCUGGUGGCGAACUUGGAGUCUGGUGUGUACCUUCUUUGCGAUGGGUCUAAGGUGAUGGUGUGGGUGGACCCGCAAACCAACCCUAUGCUUCUCAAGGAUUUGUUCGGCACCGAAAACAUCGGCGAGAUCGAUGCUCGUCUUGACGAAUUACCCGAGCUUGAUACCGACAUCAGUAAGCAAACCGCAACCAUCAUCAAGUUCUUCAACCAGUUCAUCAUCGGUUGUCCCUCUUUGGGUGCUGCUGGCGUUCAAUUAGUUCGUCCUGGCUACGAACAACAGGGCGAGAUCGAGUUCAAGGAGAAGCUCGUGGAAGACAGCUUACACGGCACAUUGGCUACCAGUCUGGGGCCCAGCUACCCCGAGUACCUUUCUAGUUUGCAUAAGGCGAUUCGUGACCGGUUGGACAACGAUAAACUGUCACAAAAAGUGAGACAAAGUGUCACCCAGGGCGAGCAACUGCACGAGACGUUGGCCCAGCGGAUGAUUCAUUUUUAG
Diutina rugosa is the source of this 2892-nucleotide messenger RNA. RefSeq lists its product as uncharacterized. Gene Ontology annotation, biological process: intracellular protein transport; COPII-coated vesicle cargo loading; endoplasmic reticulum to Golgi vesicle-mediated transport. The transcript has a single exon. Gene Ontology annotation, molecular function: SNARE binding; zinc ion binding. The record is from RefSeq and is a predicted model, not a curated record. Gene Ontology annotation, cellular component: COPII vesicle coat; endoplasmic reticulum exit site. Lineage: Eukaryota; Fungi; Ascomycota; Pichiomycetes; Serinales; Debaryomycetaceae. Bases 1 to 2892 code for a protein of 963 amino acids.